AUGACUGGAAUCUCACGAGUUACUGCACUGCUCAGGGCGAGACGAGAAUCAAGGACUCUGCUGCAGAGGAGUGUGGCAUUCUGACACACAUGGGGGAGCCGGUACCUGAACACCAGCUGUCUGAUGCAAUGAAAAUGGAGGCAAGUGGGGGCCUCCUUCCCUGUGUGGGACCAGACACUGGUUUGGCCAGCAGCAAAGAGACUAGUCCAAAUGAGCCCCACAGCAGAAACUCUGUGGUAAUUUGCCAAGCAGUUGGCCGAAGUAUCUUCACUUCCAGAGUCUCCACAGCAGCUGAGAGAGUUGGCUUCAUGCUGCAACAGGAGGAGGAGAAUGAUGCAAGCUGCCCGCUGUUAUUUAUACAACUCAACGAGCUGCUCAACACGUCGGAGGGCCUGGAGUGGAAGCAGACUGCCAGAUGGAUUAAGUUUGAGGAGAAAGUGGAAGAUGGGGGCGAGAAGUGGAGCAAACCUCAUGUCACAACCCUUUCCUUACACAGUCUGUUUGAACUAAGAACAUGCAUAAAGAAAGGGACUGUCCUCCUGGAUUUAGAUGCUCACAGCUUUAAGCAAAUAGUUGAGCAGGUGAUUGCUGUUCAGAUUGAGGAGCACACCCUGAGACCAGAACUGAGGAAGAAGCUCACACAUGUGCUGCUCCGCAGACCCCAGCACCACACCACAAAGUCUGAGCUGAGGGCAGUGGCUGAGCUCACUGUUGCCUCCUGCAGAGGAAAAGCUAGUAACCUGACAAAUCCAGAAGCUGAUGUCUCAGAAACACCCCUUAAAGAACAGCUAAAAAAUCCGUUCAAGAAGAAGAUCCCAGCUGGGGCUGAAGUGUCGAACAUUCUUGCUGGAGAAGUCAGCUUUCUAGAUAAGCCAUUUAUUGCCUUCAUCCGACUAAAGGAGGCAGUGGGACUUGGGGCCUUGACUGAGGUAGCUUUCCCAAGCAGGUUCCUUUUCAUCCUCCUGGGCCCCAGAGCCAAAGUGAAAGCUUACCAUGAGAUUGGAAGGGCCAUGGCCACGUUACUCACGGAUGAGCUCUUCCAGAGAGUUGCUCAUUGGGCUCAGGACAGAGAAGACCUCAUUGCAGGAAUUGAUGAGUUUCUGGAUGAGCUGACAGUGUUGCCUCCAGGCAAAUGGGACCCAACCAUCCGAAUCCCUCCACCAAAAUGCCUGCCCUCUCCACAUAAAAGGAUAUCUAUGCACUUACGGGAAUGGAAAUCUCACUGCAAUGGGAACCUAUGUGCCACUGAGGACAGACAUGCCCAUGGGCACCAGCAUGUCAGUGAAGAGCUGAAGAGAACAGGGAGGUUAUUUGGAGGACUGGUAAAGGACAUCCGAAGAAAGGCCCCUUGGUACUGGAGCGAUUUCUAUGAUGCGCUGAACAUCCAGUGUUUUUCAGCUAUUCUCUAUAUCUACCUGGCGACUGUUACCAAUGCAAUUACUUUUGGUGGCAUGCUGGGAGAUGCUACAGAUAACAUGCAGGGGGUGCUGGAGAGUUUCCUGGGUACUGCCAUUGCUGGAGCUACCUUUUGCCUCUUUGCUGGCCAGCCCUUGACCAUCCUGAGUAGCACUGGUCCUGUGCUAGUAUUUGAAAGACUCCUCUUCUCUUUUAGCAAAGACUACAGUCUGAACUAUUUGGAAUUUCGCCUCUGGAUUGGCCUCUGGGUGGCAUUUUUUGGCUUGAUUCUGGUAGCUACUGAAGCAAGUUACCUGGUGCAGUAUUUUACCCGCUUCACUGAGGAAGGCUUCUGUGCCCUCAUCAGCCUCAUAUUCAUCUAUGAUUCUGUGAAGAAAAUGCUGAGCCUGGCUGAUUACUUCCCUAUCAACUGGAAUUUCAAGAUCAAUGACAUCACCCACUACAACUGCAUCUGCAAUUUAUCUGGCACAGGCAACUCCUCCAUAUUGAAUAAGACACUGCUUCCAGACCCUGACAGCCUUGGGGAGUACUGGGGUCUGGAGCCUGCAAACAGGUCCCAGCUGAGGAAGAAGGAAUGUUUGCAACUAGGGGGCCACCUGGUGGGCACCAGUUGUAACUAUGUGCCUGACAUCACAUUUAUGUCCUUUGUCUUGUUCCUGGGGACGUUCCUCUGCUCCAUGACCCUCAAGCGCUUUAAAUUGAGCCGCUAUUUCCCCACAGCUCUGAGGAAGCUGGUGAGUGACUUCUCCAUCAUCCUGGCCAUUCUCAUCUUCUGUGGAAUCGAUGCUUGUCUUGGAUUAGAGACUCCCAAGCUCAUUGUCCCCAUUGAGUUCAAGCCCACCAACCCACAACGAGGCUGGGUUGUAUAUCCUUUUGGAGUGAACCCCUGGUGGAUGUGCCUGGUGUCAGCAGCUCCCGCCAUUUUAGUCAUCAUCCUCAUCUUCAUGGACCAGCAAAUCACAGCUGUCAUCCUCAACCGCAAAGAGUACAAGCUGCAGAAAGGGGCAGGCUUUCAUCUGGAUUUGUUCUGUGUUUCUCUGCUGAUGAUCCUCACAUCUAUGAUGGGCCUUCCCUGGUAUGUGUCUGCCACUGUCAUCUCCCUGGCUCACAUGGACAGCCUGAAAAAGGAAAGCAUAACUUCUGCUCCAGGAGAACAGCCUAAGUUCCUUGGAAUCAGAGAGCAGAGGCUGACUGGUUUGGUGGUCUUUAUCCUCACAGGAACAUCUGUUUUUUUGGCACCUAUUCUCAAGUACAUUCCUAUGCCUGUGUUAUAUGGUGUCUUUCUGUACAUGGGUGUGGCUGCUCUUAGCAGUAUCCAGUUCAUGGACAGAAUGCAGCUUCUUCUUAUGCCAGCUAAGCACCAGCCUGACUUAAUUUACCUUCGUCACGUGCCCCUGCGCCGAGUCCACCUCUUUACCUUCAUCCAGAUGCUCUGCCUGGCUGUGCUUUGGGUCCUCAAGUCUACUGUGGCUGCCAUUAUUUUUCCAGUGAUGACCUACUUUCCUAUGAUCCUAUCUGAGCUCUCGUUUUGGCCCAAGCUGCUGGCUCUAGUGGGGAUACGGAAGGCAAUGGAGUACAUCUUCUCCCUGCAUGACCUCAGCUGGCUGGAUGACAUCAUGCCUGAAACAGACAGGAAGGAGGAAGAAGGAAAACUGCCAAGAAGUCCAGAGGCAGAGGAGAGUGACAGUGAGGAGGGAGUAUUUCCUGAUGGUCUUGCAUAUGCAGGAAGAAGGCAGCUUGCAUUCUGGGAGAAGGUCUCCAGAGCUCUACUGACAUCUCAGGUAUCAAGCCCAGCUGGUGCACAGGUGGUUUAUAGGAAAGGUGCAACACAUGGAAUGAAUGUACCACGAUAUUCAAUUUUAUGAACAAAACAGACAGGUAGUCUCUCUUUCGCACUAACUCUCUUCCAUAUCUCAUGAUGCUGGAUAGGACAACAGCAUUUCCAAAUAUUUGUUCUUCGUUGUCUGUAAUUGGAUACCAUUAGCUAAACCCUGUUUGCCACUGGGUAGCCCAGAGAAUCUAACAAUGUAUGAAAUAGGUGUCCUGUCUAUUAAACUGUUAUUCCUCUGUCAUCUCAAUCCCUUGGUUGUAAAUUCUCUAGCCUCAUUCAAUUAAAAUGAAACCAUGCUUUCUAAACUGAUUCACUCAUUCCCAUUGUAUUGUGCACGCAGGGGAAUAAGUAUUAGUGCCAGGAACAAUCUUCUCAGUGAAAGAGUCACACCAAGCAUUGUAAGUCUCUAACUGAUCCAGAAAUAGUCUCGGGCUAAGUAUGCUGUCUUGGAGUAUCUACAGUGCUAGAAGGUCCAGUUUCUCAAAGAAAAUAAAGGAGGGAGGUUAAACUCAUGCUCAUCUACAACUCAUGAAAAUCUUUCUAUCCAGUGUUUACAGCUCCAGACAGCACCAAGGCAUAUCUCAAGGGAAAGCCUUUGGAUCCUACCUUUCAGGAAAGAAAUCCUAUAACAUCUGUAACUCAGCACAGACAUAUUCCAUGGUCAAUAGAAGUGGCUAAAGUUAUAGAAUUUUACACCCUGGAUUGUGGCUUCUUCCUCUCUGAUAGGGAUGGUGUGCUCAUGAACACAAUAGCUUUCAGCAAAGAUGCUGGGAUGUGAUGGAAUGUGGCAUGCUGGGGGCAAUAAGUUACAUGUCUGUGUUAAAGACAAAAAAUCUGCAGCUUGCUCCAUUUUAUGCUGACCAAAGGCUAAGGAUAUUUUUACAGCAGGGGUGACCAAGCUGUGGCAUGGGCAGCCUCUGCGUGAGGCAGAUGAUAGAUCAAGGAGGGGACAGCCUGCAAGCAGAUAGGGUAGGAAACAGAAAGAAGAGCAGAAGAUCCAGUAGAGGAAGGGGAUUGAAGUGGCACUUGGGGAGAGUGUGGGGCUAAUUUGUGGCAUAGCUUCCAAAAAAGGUUGGGCUUUGCUGUUUUACAGGAAAAGAAAAUCCCUCUGUACUCAGGUGACUGUUUCUUUUGGUUUAUUUUUUUCAUGCUGUACAAUAGGAGUCAGUUCUAUAUGGAACUGCCCUCCUUUCGCCACAUAUCUCUAUCAUAUCCUGCUGAGCAGCGAGAUAAUAGUUUCUGUGGGGGCUGAGUCCUUGCUCCCUCAGGAUGGACCCACAUCUUCCUGAGGAUGGGGCUCUCUCUCACCAAUGCUUCUGGGACAGGCUGGGCCCCCCAGGCCCUAUCUCCAGAAAGGUAUGGGUCCAUUUUGAAGGAGCCCACAUGAGCUAUUCUCAUGCUGACACUGCCUAGUAGGACAUGAUAGAGGUAUAUGAUUAGGGCCUCUCAUAGUGUCUUCUAUUAAGAAGCAGACCCCUAAAGCAGAUUUCAGACUUUGUAGGAACAGGUGAAUGGGGCAGGUGUCAUCUCUCAAGACUGUUGUUUCAGGCUUUCUGCAGACUGAGGCAGAUUACUGCCACAUGAAUUACACUUAGGUCACAUUUUCAAGUUUUUCUUCUCACUUAGAAGGCUUGGAAACAUUUUUAAGGGCUUGGGGCCUUGCACACAGCCCUCUAGUGACUAUGGCCAUUUUUAUACAUGCUUUGGGACAUGGCAUCAGGCACUUUAAUUAGUGAGCCACAGUAAUUAAAAGUGCCUGCACAUCACAUGUAUCAGCAUUCCCACACGGAAAAAAUGGUGGCAGGGAGCUUUGAACUAAAA
Alligator sinensis (Chinese alligator) is the source of this 5068-nucleotide messenger RNA. RefSeq names its product solute carrier family 4 member 9 (gene SLC4A9). Gene Ontology annotation, biological process: transmembrane transport; bicarbonate transport; monoatomic anion transport. Gene Ontology annotation, molecular function: solute:inorganic anion antiporter activity; sodium:bicarbonate symporter activity; monoatomic anion transmembrane transporter activity. Bases 90 to 3281 code for a protein of 1063 amino acids. The transcript is spliced from 21 exons. Gene Ontology annotation, cellular component: basolateral plasma membrane; plasma membrane. NCBI's taxonomy places the organism in Eukaryota, Metazoa, Chordata, Crocodylia, Alligatoridae. The record is from RefSeq and is a predicted model, not a curated record.